Helianthus annuus (common sunflower) is the source of this 1475-nucleotide messenger RNA. Its product is annotated as peroxidase 63. The coding region runs from base 283 to 1278 and encodes 331 amino acids. The record is from RefSeq and is a predicted model, not a curated record. NCBI's taxonomy places the organism in Eukaryota, Viridiplantae, Streptophyta, Magnoliopsida, Asterales, Asteraceae. Gene Ontology annotation, biological process: hydrogen peroxide catabolic process; response to oxidative stress. Gene Ontology annotation, molecular function: peroxidase activity; heme binding. The transcript has a single exon.
AAUCUUGCUAAGAUAAAAUAAAAUAUUAGAACACAAGCUCCACAACUUGACAUUAACGUUAUAUUAAUUUAACACUAUCAUUUCUUAUAUUAAAUAAACCUUAAUUUCAUAGUUCAUACCACUUUAAAAAAAUAAAAAAUACCGUUAUGGGCCUAUAGUAGUUUAUAAAGACAUCCAAUACAGACUUAUAGACAUUCAAAACCCUCCUCUUCAGCCACCAUACAUUAUCAUCACACCACCAAGCUCUCACUCCUCUCACAUCGAGCUCAUCGAAGCUCAUCCAUGGCGAUGCAGCAGGUGCUAAUAAAACCACUCAUUCUAACCCUCUUGUGCAUCUCACUCAUCUUACAACCUUCACAUUCUCAGCAGCUUUCCACAUCAUUCUACCACAAAUCAUGCCCCAGAUUCGAACAAAUAAUCCAAGACACCACCACCAACAAACAAAUCGCCUCCCCCACCACCGCCGGCGCCGCCCUCCGCCUCUUCUUCCACGACUGUCUCGUCGAAGGCUGCGACGCUUCCGUCCUCAUCUCCUCCACCCCCUUCAACAAAGCCGAGCGUGAUGCCGACAUCAAUCUCUCUCUCCCAGGUGACGGUUUCGACGUCGUCGUACGCGCCAAAACCGCCCUCGAACUCGCUUGUCCCGGUGUCGUCUCAUGCGCUGACAUCCUCGCUGUCGCCACGCGCAACCUCGUCACCAUGAUGGGUGGCCCCUUCUACAACGUUAAACUUGGUCGGAGAGAUGGAUUGGUUUCACGCGCCUCACGCGCGCAAAACAUUUUGCCCAAACCCACAAUGUCUAUGAACCGGAUCAUAAGAUUAUUUAAAUCCAUAGGUUUUUCCGUACAGGAAAUGGUGGCCUUAACCGGGGCUCAUACUAUUGGGUUCUCACAUUGUAGUGAAAUAAGUUCAGAUAUUUAUAAUUACAAUAACUCCUCAAGGUUUGAUCCGUCUUAUAAUCCUAGGUAUGCUAUGGGAUUAAGGAAUGCGUGUGCGGAUUACCGGAAGAAUCCAUCGUUGUCGGUUUUUAAUGAUAUAAUGACCCCGAGGGACUUUGAUAACUCGUAUUAUAAGAAUUUGCCCAAAGGGUUGGGUGUUUUGAGGUCGGAUAGGGCGCUUGUUAUGGAUCGACGGACAAGGCCGUUUGUGGAGUUGUAUGCGCGAGAUCAGAAGGCGUUCUUUGAGGCGUUUGGUCGAGCGAUUGAGAAGUUGAGUUUGUAUGGUGUGAAGACUGGGAGGAAUGGAGAGAUUCGGCGUAGAUGUGACUCGUUUAAUUAAACUGGUCGAAAUGGUGAGAGUUCAAACCCGGGCGAACUAAAGCUUGCUGGACUUGAGUUGAUUUGAUUCAUUUUGUUUUUUUGAAUGUUAUGUUAAUGAUUAUAUGAUUUUGUAUACUGGAAAACAAGUUUUAUGGCGUAAUUAGUGGAGAAUGAUUAGGGUGUGCCAUUAUUUUGUUUACAUACAUUUUCAUUUCA